This is a messenger RNA of Cooperia oncophora, 675 nucleotides long. The record is from the annotation of a GenBank genome assembly. NCBI's taxonomy places the organism in Eukaryota, Metazoa, Nematoda, Chromadorea, Rhabditida, Trichostrongylidae.
AUGGACCAUAUUGUACGAGUUGUCACGUCACCAUCGUGUCUCGUAGAGGUGAAAACUGCCUAUUUCCAAUUUCUUCUGCACUGUUACAUCGACACAGAUGCGGAGAUGAAGGACGCCUACAAACCAGAAUAUGUGGAUUCGUUGCUACACAAUAUGCUAGUGGAUGUUCAAAAGCUUCAUAGCGAGUUAUCGUCACCCAAUCCGUCGCCUAACACUGCUGUACUGGAACAGUACAUCUGUCAGACGGUUACGGAGAUCUUGCUGAAGUUCUUCGAGAAGCCCUACAGUGAACAGGCUAAGGUGGACAUACAUGCCCAUAAGAAGAUGUUCACCGCGAUACUGCAGCAGCUCAGCAUACUUCAUAACACCUGUCUGAAGAGAUCACAAUCCCCGAAACAUUGGUACAGAGUGGAUCAGUGUAUCAAAAGGCUGAGAAAAUGGGCGGAAGAGAACAAAAUUUCUGUGCCGGCCAGUAUCACAAUGCCGCCGUUCUCGUCCGCCCCGACGGUGAAGCAACGUUGGCAGUGUGCGGCGAACUCGGCGAGGUUUAUAAGUCAGCAUUCGGUGUCUAUGCGAAAUCGCGCCAAUUCAUUGAAGAUGCCCGGUUUUCCUAAUCUACGGAACCAAAAUGAGAAAGUGGCCAACGUCGUCACAUGCUAUCACGUAAGUAAUUGA